AUGUCUGGAGGAGGAGUCUCAUGGUCGCGGCUCUUUACGCCGUCGAAACUCGCCUUUCAUUUCUUCUUCUGGGGCUUUCAUUUUGCCAUCUUCGGCAUAGGAUGGUGGAAGCAAGCCAACGAUGCACGUCUAGCACCUCUCAACGCUCUUCAGUUUUCCGUCUGGAUAUCUCGUGGUGCAGGUCUAGUUCUCUCAGUCGAUACCAUGGUUAUCGUUAUGCCUAUGUGCCGAAACAUCCUCCGAUGGCUCCGACCCAAGGCGCGCUUCAUGCCUCUUGAUGAAUCCAUGUGGUUCCACCGACAAGUCGCCUAUGCUAUGCUGUUCUUCACGAUUCUUCACGUUGUGGCGCAUUAUGUCAAUUUCUUCAACGUCGAGCGUGUGCAAGUGCGACCCCAGAUUGCUCUUCAGAUUCACUACGCAGAGGCUGGUGGUAUCACGGGACACAUUAUGCUUCUUUGCAUGCUGCUGAUGUACACGACGGCCCACCACAGGAUCCGCCAGCAGUCAUUCGAGACCUUCUGGUACACCCACCACCUGUUUAUUCCGUUUUUGCUCGGCAUGUACACACACGCGACCAGCUGCUUCGUCCGUGACACAGCCCCAGCAUGGUCUCCGUUUGAUCACGAAAACUUCUGGACCCAUUGCAUUGGUUACGAGGGUUGGCGAUGGGAGCUCGUUGGCGGCGGCUUGUACCUCUUUGACCGCCUUUACCGUGAAAUCCGCUGCAGGCGCGAGACCAAGAUUGUCAAGGUCGUCCGCCACCCUUACGAUGCUGUUGAGAUCCAGUUCACCAAGCCGAGCAUGAAGUACAAGCCCGGACAGUGGCUGUUCCUGAAUUGCCCAGAAGUUAGCUACUACCAGUGGCAUCCAUUUACCAUCACUUCUUGCCCUAACGAUCCUUAUAUCUCGGUCCACGUCCGCCAGGUCGGUGACUUUACUCGUGCGCUCGCCGAUGCGCUUGGUGCCGGUCAGUCGCAAUCCAAGCUGUACGACGAGCUGGACCCCAUGGGCAUGUACGAGAUUGCUCUGCAGCACGGCCAAAAGAUGCCUGCCCUCCGUAUCGACGGACCGUACGGAGCUCCUGCUGAAGACGUCUUCGAGAACGAAGUCGCUGUCCUCAUUGGUACUGGUAUUGGCGUCACACCUUGGGCCUCGAUUCUCAAGUCCAUCUACCACCUCCGCCUGAGCCCCAACCCACCCAAGCGUCUCCGCCGUGUCGAAUUCAUCUGGGUCUGCAAAGACACGUCUUCCUUUGAGUGGUUCCAAACGCUACUCUCCUCUCUCGAGGCACAGUCUCUUGGUGGCGCAGACGGCGACCAGUUCUUGCGCAUCCACACUUACCUCACCCAGAAGAUGGAUGCCAACACGGCGCAAAACAUUGUCCUCAACUCUGUGGGCACAGACAAGGACCCGCUUACCGAACUCAAGUCGCGUACCAACUUUGGUCGUCCUGACUUCCCGCGCCUGCUCUGCGGUAUGCGCGAUGGUAUCCUGGACCGCACUUACAUGAACGGCCUCGAGAGCACGCUACGCACCGAGGUGGGAGUCUACUUCUGUGGACCUAAUGUUGCAGCUCGGGACAUCAAGAAGGCGUGUAAGCAAGCGACUUGCCAGGAAGUCGACUUCAAGUUCUGGAAGGAGCAUUUCUAG
Messenger RNA from Bipolaris oryzae ATCC 44560, 1650 nucleotides. RefSeq lists its product as uncharacterized. Gene Ontology annotation, biological process: defense response; superoxide anion generation. The transcript has 3 exons. The record is from RefSeq and is a predicted model, not a curated record. NCBI's taxonomy places the organism in Eukaryota, Fungi, Ascomycota, Dothideomycetes, Pleosporales, Pleosporaceae. Gene Ontology annotation, cellular component: NADPH oxidase complex; plasma membrane. Gene Ontology annotation, molecular function: superoxide-generating NAD(P)H oxidase activity. Bases 1 to 1650 code for a protein of 549 amino acids.